UGUUCAAAGUUACAAAAUUGCAUUUGACACCCCAUUUUUUGCAACUGCCUGGAGUUGUUCUCAAUUCAGUUCUAUUCAUUGUCUCCAAUCUUAAAUGGAAGAGUUUGUGUUCUUCAACAUCCAGAUUGAAGGUCGGGAACUGUUGAUUAAUGCUGCGAAUAAUACCACACUUGCCGGUUUCUCAGAGAAAACCAUUUCCAAAAGCGAAUUGGUUGAGGUUAGCCGGUACCACGACAGGUCUACCAAUGUCCAUCUCCGUUGGAAUUUUGAGUAUUUACUUCGAGGGAAGGUUCAUCCGUUGCUUGUUCCCUGAUGAUCUGAAGAAAAACGCUGAAAUCGAGCGGAAAGGGACACAUUCAAUUUGUUCUCCCAGCUUCAUCGGGAGAAGUGGUUUCGGAUGCUUUGGCUGGUUGCAAUCCAAUUGUGCCAGCUUGAUUGGGAGAAGGUAA
Ilex paraguariensis (yerba mate) is the source of this 449-nucleotide messenger RNA. The record is from the annotation of a GenBank genome assembly. Lineage: Eukaryota; Viridiplantae; Streptophyta; Magnoliopsida; Aquifoliales; Aquifoliaceae.